AAGUUUUCUCUGAUCAUUAUGCCUGAUGAUGAUCAUGAACUUAUAAAGAAAAUCAAGGCUCCUCAUGGACUUAACGCCAGCACUGUUAUCAUAGCUGUGUCUUCAGCGGAGAACUUUAGUGCGUCAGUGCAAGAGAUGCUAGAUCACAAGGUUAUCCAACAAGUCGUUAGAAAGACCUCCAGUUUUGAAGAAUUCCAGAAAGACCUUCUCGAGGCAGUCAAAUGUCAGUUAUUUAGUGAAGAAAUGGACGUAAAAGCUAACGAGAUCGUUUUGACUACUGGGUCUCAGAAUACUGCCCAACAGUGGAACGGAUCUGGUACUUUGCAGCACAACAAAGCGGAACAGACUGAACCAAGUAAUAGCGUAGCGUUCAGCCAAUCACAUCAGCUAUAUACAUCAGCCAGCCAAUCAGAGCCAUGUUCUGUAGCAGCCUCACCAUAUUUACCAACCAACCAAUCAGGGGAGUUCUUGUCUUCAUUUCCUCUGCAACCCUUCACAUUGAUCCAUCCAAUGGUAGUACCCUACACUAGCCUGCUACCUGGCAGCUCCCCAUACAGUAUUAUACCAUCAGAAGGCUACAUGAUGCCAAGAAUAGUGGACUUUAGUCCAAAUCGUAACCAAAUCUUACCUCACUUGGUAGGUCAACCUCUGACUAUACCUGCAUUCAACAUAUGUCAAGGAGCCAAAUCUGAGCUAGUAUCGGGACAAAGCGAGCCCAGUAUGRUUAACGUACAAUAUACGGUACCAGAUAGCACUAAUGAUGUCACAACGAUAACAAGUGUAACAUGUGACACAGCAGCGUCUAAUGACUCGAAUAGCAGUGAAAAGUUGCCUGGGUUUCAGAAUUUCCUGGAGUGUCUUUGUCCAGGAUCUAAAGGAGAUGGUGCUAAAGAGGAUGAAAAAGAGGCUGUUUACCUUGGUCAAAGCACUGAUCUUGGAGAAAGAUUGCCUAAACGGACAAAGAUCGAAGGGGAUCAAAUGCAGGGGGCAUCUAACAGGGGUAUUGCUAAGGAAGAAGACGGGGUGGAUAAAAACCCUCUGUCCGUCAUACAGGCGCGCCCAUACUUUUUGAACCUAGAUGAACAAAUUGAAGGAAUGGCGUUUGAUCCAAAAGUCAAAGCAUCGGAUCGUCACAACGCUAAGGAGAGACACAGAAGGAUUCGUAUCGCAAAGGCUGCCGAAUUCUUUAAAGAAGUGCUUCCUUGCAUGCACUCGGGAAUGGACAAAGCAGGCGCCUUCCACAUGACUGUUUAUUACAUAUUAUUCCUACGAAAUGCGUUAAGGCAGAUCGAUCCUUCCUUAGUUGAUCAACUACAAAAGAGUUACGUUGAGGAGUGGAAACAGUACUUUGACUCAAAGACGAAAAUCGACAAACAAACAGACUAACAGACACGACCGACUGGAAAACUCUUAGCGCACAAGGAACAAUCAUAUCCGUUUAUUUUUGGGCCAAUUCUUUUUUAUGUUAUAUGCUGCCGGCAAAGAACCAUCACAUCAGCUAUGUUGUUAUAU
Molecule: messenger RNA, 1512 nt
Organism: Actinia tenebrosa (Australian red waratah sea anemone)
Lineage: Eukaryota; Metazoa; Cnidaria; Anthozoa; Actiniaria; Actiniidae
Source: RefSeq, a predicted model, not a curated record